ACUUCUAUGCUGUGAAUCAUAACUAUGGCACAAGACUGUCUCUUCUCACAAAGGAUUCUGGGAAUGAUAUCAUUGCUGCAGCAUCUGCAGUAUCAGUGGGGUCUUACAAGCUCACUUGAAGUUGCUUUGUGAAGAAAAUGUAGAAGAAAAAUGUACUGGACAAAAAUGCAGAAGAAAAAUGUAACGGCAAGGUGAGUCCAGCAACACGACGAUUUUCUAAAAAUGGGUUGUAUUUUGUGGUUAGGCAAAAGGGUAAAUUUGGGUUUUUGAAAAAAUUGUAAGGGUAUUAUAGGAUAUGGGAGAAAGUUUCUAAUAGCAUUCGCAUUGCGUUUUCGUAUUGGACCUCCGAGAGUCCAAUGUGAAAACGUGGGUUUUCACGUGUUGGGCUGAAAAUGUAGUGUGUACGUUCAGAUAUCGAUUAUAUGGUGAAAAUGUUUUUUUUUUUUUGGAAACAUUAUAUGGUGGAAAAUUAAAUAUUUAUUGUUAAAAUAUGAAUAUUCCUGCAUCAAUUAUGGGUAAAAUAUUGAGUGUGAACGAGCGCAUGUGAAUGAAUAUUUUUCCAUUAAAAAGGGCCACGUAAAGCAGUCAACGGUCAGCUGCCACAAACUUCAAGUGUCAGCCGCCCCAAACUUCAAACAAGUGACAGUCGACAUUGACAAUGGCAAAUAAGAAGUGUAGAGUAGUCCCCUCUAGCUACCAAUUUGCAAAGGUUUGACAAUGGCAAACCAGAAGCCCCUCCUCUCUAAAUUCCUAUCCUUUCUCUUGCUUAGCCUCAGCCUCAGCCUCAGCCUCUGGGGUCAGCCGCCUUUGGUGAUGGCAAAGGAGGUCAUACCAAUAGGAGUUGUUCUUGAUUUGAAGUCCCCAGUUGGAAGAGUGGCAGAGAGCUAUAUGUCCAUGGCGCUCUCAGACUUCUAUGCUGUGAAUCAUAACUAUAGCACAAGACUGUCUCUCCUCAUAAAGGAUUCUGGCAAUGAUAUCAUUGCUGCAGCAUCUGCAGCAUUGGAUUUAAUAAAGAAUGAAGAAGUUCAGGCUAUUAUAGGACCUCAAAAGUCUGCACAAGCAAGGUUUGUGACAGAACUUAGCCGCAUAUCUCAGGUUCCCAUAAUGUCCUUUUCAGCCACAAGUCCCUCUCUUUCUCCAUCCCAAAACCCAUUUUUCAUACGUACAACCCAAGAUGACUCUGCACAGGUUAAAACCAUAGCAGACAUUGUUAAGGCCUUUGGUUGGCGGGAGAUUGUCCCUAUCUAUGAAGACACAGAGUAUGGGAAUGGUUUAAUUCCCUAUUUAAUGGAUGCGUUACAAGAGAUUGACACACGGGUACCAUACAGAAGUGUCAUUCCUCCAUCUUCUAAUAAUACUGAAAUCAGAGAAGAGCUUAACAAGUUAAAGGCAAAUCAUACAAGAAUAUUUCUCGUGCACAUGACUGCUUCACUUGGCUCCAAGUUCUUUGUACAGGCAAAGAAUGCAGAAAUGAUGAGCGAAGGGUAUGCAUGGAUCCUCACAGCAGGGUUGUCAUCUUUGCUUGAUCCUAUAAGCUCAAAGGUCAUGGACUCAAUGCAAGGUGUAUUAGGAGUAAGGCCAUACUUACCCCCAUCUAAACAUCUUAAAGAUUUUGAAAGAAAAUGGAAGAGAAAUUUAACCUCAAUCAAAACAAGGAGCAAGACUACUACUAGCUUAAACCUCUUUGGAUUAUGGGCAUAUGAUACAGUUUGGGCAUUGGCUAUGGCAGUGGAAAAGGCUGGCAUAGUGCAUUCUAGCUUCUUGAAGCAAAAUGCUAGCAGCAGUAAUGUUGAUCUUGCAGCCUUAGGCAUUUUUGAAAUGGGUACAAGGCUUCACAAUACAAUUCUAACAACUAAAUUUCAAGGCCUAAGUGGGAAUUUUCAUUUGGUUAAGGGACAGCUAGAGCCUUCAGCCUUUGAACUGUUCAAUAUAAUAGGAAAAACUGAGAUUAUUAUUGGAUAUUGGACUCGACAGAGAGGGUUUUCAAAAGAUUUGAAUGAUAAUGGUGAAGAGGCAUACUCAACUUCAAAGGAGAGACUUAAACCACUGAUCUGGCCAGGAUACACAACAGAUCAGCCUACAAAGUUAAGGAUUGGGGUUCCAGUGAGAAAAACUUUUCAAGAAAUCUUGAAAGUAGAAUGGGAUUCUCCUACUGAUAAGCCUAUCAUAUCAGGGUUCUCUAUUGAUGUGUUCCUUGCUGUACAACGUGAAUUACCCUUUCCCCUUCCUUACGAAUUUAUACCCUACAUGAAUAAAGAUAAGCAGAGUAAUGGGACAUACGAUGAACUUCUUUACCAAAUUAAAACUCAGAAGUACGACGCAGUUGUUGGAGACAUAACAAUCCUAGCUAGUCGUGCCUUGUAUGUUGAUUUCACUUUGCCAUAUACAGAAGCAGGAGUGUCAAUGGUAGUUCUAGUGAAAGAUGAUGAAAGCAAGAACUUGUGGAUCUUCUUAAAGCCACUAAGCUUGAAUUUAUGGUUAACAACUGGUGCAACAUUCAUUUUUACAGGUUUUGUAGUAUGGGUUCUUGAACAUCGUGUAAACACGGAGUUUAGAGGCCCUCCAAAGCAACAACUUGGCUUGAUUUUCUGGUUCUCCUUCUCAACACUUGCCUUUGCUCAUAGGGAGAAAGUCGUAAAUAAUUGGUCAAGAUUUGUGCUAAUCAUAUGGAUUUUCUUGGUACUCAUCCUAACUCAAAGUUAUACUGCAAGCUUAACCUCAAUGUUGACAGUACAGAGAUUGCAGCCUACAUUUGUGGAUGUUAAAGAGAUUAAAAAGAAUGGUUAUUUUGUUGGAUAUCCAAAGAAUUCCUUUCUUAAAGGGAUUCUAAUAAAACAAUUAGGUUUCCAUGAGUCCAAGUUGAAGCCAUAUGAAACCCAUGAGGAGUACCACGAAGCACUGUCAAAUGGAACCCACUAUGGUGGUGUUGCAGCUAUUUUUGAUGAAAUUCCCUAUUUGAAGUUGUUCCUUGCAAAGUAUUGCUCUAAGUAUACCAUGGUUGGACCCAUCUACAAAACUGAUGGAUUUGGCUUUGCCUUUCGACAACGAUCUCCUUUAGUCCCUUACAUUUCGAAGGCAAUUUUUAAUGUCACUCAAGAUAAAGAUAAAAUUGAAGCUAUUGAGAAGAAGUACUUUUCAAGUCAAACUGCUUGUGAAGGUCAGAGCACCACAAUCUCUUCAUAUAGUCAAAGUCUUGGCGUGGAUAGCUUUGGGGGCCUUUUCCUCAUCACAGGAAUCACUUCUAUAGUUUCACUCUUGAUUAAUGUGUUUAACUUCAUUUACUCACACUGGCCAGUUUCAAAUGACAACAAUAGUACUGGCAACUCCUUUUGGUCCAAAAUAGUUGAAAUGGCAAAACAUUUUGACCAAAAAGAUCUCUCACACGACUUCAAAAGAGAAGAAUCAAGGUUUCAUGCCGUAGUCAAUCCUAACGUUUUGGACCCUUCGCCUAGACCUAGUAUUGAUGAGAUGCAGAGCCACUCAAGGAAUUCCAUUGAAGGAACAGAUGGUGUGGUUAUACACGAUGACAACAGAAGUCUUUCUUCAAGCUCAAAGGCAUGAAGAUGCAUCUAUGCAGGAUGUACACAAUUCAUCAUAGACAUGGUUUUCUACCCUAAUAUUUAAGAUAAUCUCAUUCCCCUAAGUUUGUUUAAUCAUUUAUCACCUGAAAAUAGAAGUUUAUUCUUAUCACUCAUGAUUGCAUUGAAUGGUUAUUUUUCUCUA
Molecule: messenger RNA, 3723 nt
Organism: Quercus lobata
Lineage: Eukaryota; Viridiplantae; Streptophyta; Magnoliopsida; Fagales; Fagaceae
Product: glutamate receptor 2.8-like
Exons: 6
Coding region: 718-3561 (947 amino acids)
Biological process (GO): G protein-coupled receptor signaling pathway
Cellular component (GO): membrane
Molecular function (GO): ligand-gated monoatomic ion channel activity; G protein-coupled receptor activity
Source: RefSeq, a predicted model, not a curated record